AAACUAAAAAUAUUACAUGCAUGUUAAAAAAAAUCCCUCCGAAAUCAGAGGUGGCAUCUAGUCCUGAACUUGCGACGGCGACUGUGGGCCGAGUCCGCGGUUUGUCUCUCUCUCUCUCUCUCUCCAUGCACACGGCAUGCCUCUAACCUGCGCCUCAUCGCUCCGCUUAACGUUUGCAGGUAUUCCAAGGCUUCGCGCAUUGGAUCUUAUCACAGCAAGAACGAUUUGGUCUAAGCGACUCCUUUGUUAUCCAUCCUCAUCUGCAAAACCUAGUGAAUCCAUGGAUAUCAAAACAAAAACUGGGAAGGUUGUUGUAAAGGAACGUCUGUCGAAAGGUAGCAAAGUGGAACCUGAUAUCAUUGGGGAAGAUUUGGGUACAAUUGAAAGAAUGACGGUUCAGGAACUCCGAUCGAAGUUAAGGAGUGUUGGGGUCCCCGCCAAAGGUUGUAAGAGUGAUCUCGUGUCUACCUUGAGGGAUUUCCUAAACAGUAAAGUAGAAGGCAAGGGUUCUCUGGUGCUAGAUGGUCAGCAGUUCUCUGGAACAAAAUCUAAGCUUAGUAAAACAGAUACAUUGAAGUGGAAGACAAAGAGUUCAGCUGUUGAAGAGCAUGCUCAGGAGUUAAACACAGUUUCGGAGGUUUCUGAAAUUCAAUCUCCUAAGAGAAGAGUCAAACAGGUCAAAGUAACAAAUAAUGAUAAGGAAGUCAAAACUACCCUUUUGGCAACGCCACAUAAGCUAUCUAUCAAAAUUGAUGAAGUUUCAGAAAAAGAACCCUCCCGGUUGAAGAGAAAAGCACACCCAGAAGAUGCUAUUGGAGUUGGAGCUUCUGGUGAGGUUAAUCUCUCGAUAGACCAGAAGGAGCCCUGGACAGUUUUUGCCCACAAGAAGCCACAGAAGGGGUGGAAAGUAUACAAUCCCAGGACUAUGAGGCCGCCUCCACUUAGCGCUGAUACUAAAUCUGUGAAGUUAAUGUCUUGGAAUGUCAAUGGGUUAAGAGCUUUACUGAAGCUAGAGGGUUUCUCGGCUCUACAACUUGCACAAAGAGAAGAUUUUGAUGUGUUGUGCUUGCAAGAGACCAAACUACAGGAGAAGGAUGUUGAGGCAAUCAAACAAAAUCUCCUUGAAGGCUAUGAGAAUAGCUUUUGGACUUGCAGUGCCUCCAAACUUGGCUAUUCUGGUACUGCAAUUAUCUCACGGAUAAAGCCACUUUCCGUCACAUAUGGCCUAGGUGUAUCAGAUCACGAUGGUGAAGGAAGGCUUGUUACUAUGGAGUUUGAUACAUAUUAUCUGUUAAAUGCAUAUGUACCUAACUCCGGAGAUGGAUUAAAACGACUGUCAUACAGGGUUACAGAGUGGGAUUCAUCUCUCAGCAGUUACAUGAAAGAGCUAGAAAAGUCAAAGCCUGUCAUUUUGACUGGUGAUCUGAACUGUGCUCAUGAGGAGAUUGAUAUUUAUAACCCUGCUGGAAAUAGAAGAAGUGCUGGUUUUACUGAUGAAGAAAGGCAAUCAUUUGAGACAAAUUUCUUAGCUAAAGGUUUUGUUGAUACCUUCAGGGAGCACCAUCCUGGUAUUGUUGGGUACACAUACUGGGGUUACAGGCAUGGUGGACGCAAAACCAAUAGAGGAUGGCGUCUUGACUACUUCCUUGCCUCCAAAUCCUUAUUUAGCCAGGUUCAUGACUCUUACAUUCUACCAGAUGUUACCGGCAGUGAUCAUUGUCCUAUUGGCCUCGUCCUCAAGAUCUAGCUUUUCGCAACGUCGUUUGGAAGCUGGAACCUUUUCUCCUCGAGGCGACUGUGAUUGUUUUGUUUGGAAAAAAACAAAGAAAGCACAUUGUAAAGUAAAAUAUCCUGUGGAGCUGGUGGCAAAAAUCAUACAAGAACGAACCAAACUGAAAGUUCAUUUUAGGUGUUGAAAGAGCUACUGGGCACGUUCCAGCAGGGUUUUGAUUUUGUUAUCCUUGGUCUAGUUUGUUGCCUAAGUAAUAUAAGUCAUCAAAAGCCAAGGACGUGCAAAUUGAAGUCUGGGAGCUGGGAGAGUUCAAGAUGCUUUUUGAAAUUCUGUGCAGAAUUAUAUUGGGAUCUUGGAUGGUGGUUUAUUUUCGCUUCUGAUGGCGCAGCAUUGCUUCUAGAGUUCACUCCAUUUGAGCUGUAAUAGCAGUAAUGGGAUCCAGGCCUCAGGCUUGCUUUUUUUUUUUUUUUUUUUUUUUGGGGGGGUCUAACGGAAAUUCAGGCCUCAGGCUUUUUGCACCAUUUAUAUGUGGAUGCUGCAUCUAGUGGAUUGCAACGAUGUUCUGCUGUUUUUGCUUUCCUCCGGGAAAAAAAAAUCUAAAGCUCUGUUUGGAAGUUUGGAACUUGAGAAGAGAAGUGGCAAGGAAAGGAACAUAAAUUAUCCUUCGUUGUUUUGGCACGGUACCGAGCACAGUACAACUUAACAUUUUCCUCCUUUCCUAUUUUUUGUUUCUCUAAAUUCCAAACAAGGCUUAAAAGAUUGGACUAAACGAUGAAGAUCAUGGCUGUGCCAAUUGUGGCUUUCUCAUAUUUCAUAUUCAUUUUGAAUCUCUGAUCUUA
Rhododendron vialii is the source of this 2571-nucleotide messenger RNA. Its product is annotated as DNA-(apurinic or apyrimidinic site) endonuclease, chloroplastic. The coding region runs from base 137 to 1747 and encodes 536 amino acids. Gene Ontology annotation, biological process: base-excision repair. The transcript is spliced from 12 exons. Gene Ontology annotation, molecular function: double-stranded DNA 3'-5' DNA exonuclease activity; endonuclease activity; phosphoric diester hydrolase activity. NCBI's taxonomy places the organism in Eukaryota, Viridiplantae, Streptophyta, Magnoliopsida, Ericales, Ericaceae. The record is from RefSeq and is a predicted model, not a curated record. Gene Ontology annotation, cellular component: nucleus.